AUGUGGAAACCUAAUUUUAGUGCUCCUAGUAAUCAAAAUAUUCAAUAUCGCGGACCUUCACGCACUCAGCAGAUAUUUGGUGCUCCACCUCCUAAUUAUAAUCCUCGCAGCAAUGUCUUCGCUCUACCCCAACGACCCCAAAAUGCGAAUAACGCACCGCGACCUAUGAGUGGUGUUAGCCACUUUGCGCCUAAACCACUACCCCCAUCUGGACAUGACUGGAGGAGGUUUGGUAAUCCACCACCCUCCAACUAUUUCAAAACUCGUGAAAUGAAUGUUAACGAGUGCUACGACUAUCAGUACGAUCCCUAUAAUGACUCAUACGAUAACCAACCCUAUUUCGUGACCAACCCUGACUUAGACUAUUACGAGCAAACAGACAACCCUUAUGAUAAUAAUGAAGAAACCUACCCCUCUUACUAUGAACCCCGUGAGAUCGCUGAAAAUUCGUGUGGCAAUGACCAGCAGGAUUUUCACAAAGGCAGUCCUUCAGACAAACAAAAAUAG
Plodia interpunctella (Indianmeal moth) is the source of this 507-nucleotide messenger RNA. RefSeq lists its product as uncharacterized. The transcript has a single exon. The record is from RefSeq and is a predicted model, not a curated record. Bases 1 to 507 code for a protein of 168 amino acids. NCBI's taxonomy places the organism in Eukaryota, Metazoa, Arthropoda, Insecta, Lepidoptera, Pyralidae.